CGUAGAUAGUUGCAAUUAUUUUGCAGCUGAUUUCUUCGUUUUUUUGUGAAUACUUUUUUUUAAACUUUUGAUUGAAAUUAUAGAAAAGUACAAGCCAAAUUACAUUUCACAUGUUUGUAUGAAAACAGAUGCAGUUGAUUUGUGUACUUGUCUGCUCAGUAUACGUACCUAAACGAGAACUUUAGGAGUGCGGGAGAAUUGAAGACAAAAUUGAAAAUAUAGAGCCUAUGGUCUUGCCCUAUUUUUAUUGUCUACUCUAUACAGUAAAAAAAAAAGAAAAAAAAAAGCUUUUUGUGUAUGGACCACUACGACCCUCCCCCUAAACAAAAAAAGAACAAAAAUAGUUGAUCCAGAAAAAGGAAGGAAGUGGAGCGUUUUUUCAACAUCAUAAGGGGGGCUGUGUCCCUAUUCCCCACUGUGUGCUUACCUCCCGACAUUUAUAGCCCAGAGGGCCUUGCUAAAGACCUCUAGCUGGAAGAACUGCGCACAAAGGAGAGAAUCAUACAAAUAAUAUGGUCCAGGAGAGACAAUGGGGAGGUCCUCGGGAUGGAAACAACAGGAUGAGACCGCUACUUAUGUGUUUGAAGUGAACCCAUUGACUGUGUAUCAUGGUAACUCCUGUUUGAAGGAGGCUGCAGGUUUGCUUAGCAUUCUUUAUUGUUGGUAUAUCUAAGUAUAAAAUAUAGCCAUAGUCUCUAUUUUGACUUACUUUAAAUAGCACUGAAUUUUAGGCAAACAGCAUGCAAUGAUUUACACCUAACUUCCACAUGAUGGCAUGAUAGACUCUGUUGGUUGCUACACAUCUGUGUGUGGGUGUUGAUACUUUCUUUCGAUUUGUAUCUGUCAUCUCUCUUACACUAGCCUACAUGUUCAUUUGAUCAGUAUGCUUUAUUUCUCAUCUGUAAAGCUGUUAAUCCAGCCAUUACUUCUACUGUAGGAGAUGUUCAUCAGCUAUACCUGUUUUGAUUUGGUUUGGGCAGUAUAUGUUAUGGCCAGUUUAGCCCAUUCUGAGAGUCAUUUAAUAAAGCAUGCCGAGUGCAAUGAAGACAUUUCUAUGAACUGUGAAGCUGUGAAGAACAACAUGCAUAAAUCCAUUACUUGGUAUAAGCUGAACAAUCGGACUGGUAUUAUUAGAAAAAGGGACAACAACGUUCCAGAGAAAUAUGACUAUCCCAGACCAGCCUGGUUUGGUGAGAAUGACAGUCUGGUUCUUCCCAGAGUCAGGCCUGAGGAUUCAGGGACCUAUGAGUGUCUAAUUAGAGCUGAAAUAGGAAAAAUCAACAGAAAGUCUUCCGUUAUCCUUCAUGUAUCAACUGUUUGUGACACCCUAACUACGAUGACUGCUUUGGUGAAAGAGUGUCAAAACAUGACCCACAGCAGCCCUAUGUACCCCAUACAAGUUUUGGAAGUCUCUACAGUGUGGACUUCAUGUGGCUUCUUGAUCAUGGUCCUUGUCAAAAUCACUCUAUGUAUCAUCUCCAUAGGGGUUGUUGGAGAGAUCAAGAAGAGCCAUAGCAGGAGAAAACAGCAUUGGUAAACAGUUGAUGCAUCUUGGUCUACAAACCACAAGUAAAUCUCUGCAGUUUGUGCGUGUAAAAACUGAUAAGCUACGUUAGAUAAAAAUGCAAAACCAACUGGGUUGUAGGACUGUACUGCAUUAUUUAUUUUUUUAUGUGAAUACAAUUUUAGAAUGGGCAAACCUAUUUCAGUGUACAUAUAAAUAACUAAAACCAAAUAAAGGUAAGAACUACAACAGAUAUGGGCAGUAUUUCAAUAGGCUCUGUGCACCAGCAUA
Messenger RNA from Esox lucius (northern pike), 1795 nucleotides. RefSeq lists its product as uncharacterized. The record is from RefSeq and is a predicted model, not a curated record. Bases 941 to 1537 code for a protein of 198 amino acids. Lineage: Eukaryota; Metazoa; Chordata; Actinopteri; Esociformes; Esocidae. The transcript is spliced from 6 exons.